Messenger RNA from Boleophthalmus pectinirostris (great blue-spotted mudskipper), 1418 nucleotides. Its product is annotated as ras-related protein Rab-15-like. The record is from RefSeq and is a predicted model, not a curated record. The transcript is spliced from 7 exons. Gene Ontology annotation, molecular function: GTP binding; GTPase activity. Bases 260 to 898 code for a protein of 212 amino acids. Lineage: Eukaryota; Metazoa; Chordata; Actinopteri; Gobiiformes; Gobiidae.
CAGUAUGGUGCGAUUGGUGCGUUUAUGAAAGAAAAAAGGCCAUAAAACAGACAAGCCGCCGUGUGACAUAAAACAAGUUUAGGUUAAAAUGGCCAGACGGUCACCUACCAACAUACGCUAGAGAUUAGUGUAUUGAAGUUACGAGUGUCAUUACAUACGCUAGAGAUUAGUGUAUUGAAGUUACGAGUGUCAUUGAAAGCCGCACGGCAGCACAGUGACAUGGUCCUGUCACGCUCCGGAGGCAUAAUUCACAUGAGGCAUGGCAAAGCAGUACGAUAUUCUGUUCAGGCUGCUGAUGCUCGGAGACUCCGGAGUGGGAAAGACGUCCAUGCUGCGCCGCUUCACAGAAAGUGAAUUUGAAUCGUCACAUAUUUCCACGAUUGGGGUUGACUUCAAGAUGAAAACAUUGGAGAUAGACGGACUUAAAGUGCGAGUGCAGAUAUGGGACACAGCUGGUCAAGAACGCUACAAGACUAUAACCAAGCAAUACUACAGGCGUGCACAGGGUAUCAUUUUUGUCUACGACAUUACAAAUGAUUCCUCCUUUAAGCACAUUUCAAAGUGGGUUGGUGAUGUAGAAGAGUUUGCUCCACAACAAGUGCAAAGUAUAUUAGUAGGAAACAAGUCUGAUGAACAACCAAAUCGCCAAGUGCCUGUGGAACUUGGAAUUAAGCUUGCUUCAUCUUAUGGAAUGGACUUCUUUGAGACCAGUGCAUUUGCAAACUGUAACAUAAAUGAGUCUUUCACGCGUGUCACAGAACUGGUCUUACAAGCUCACAAGUCAGACAUUGACAACCUUAUAGGAUCUCUGGAUGAAUAUUUGGAAAGAGCCGCUUUGGGGGAGGAGUCAUCCAGCAGCCCAGCAGAUAGCGGCUCUCAGCGAACAUGUGCCUGUUAACAGAAAACACACAGUGCCAUUAUAACACUGUACUCACUUCAACCAGCCAAUGUCUACACAGCAAUUCACACUGGAACUACGCUGCAUUCUGCAACUUCACCACUAGAGGGACCACACUGCACAGCAACCACUAGGAUGACAAGGUGGCUUUACUGUUGCAUUCAGUCAAACAUUACAUUACUUCAUAAUAUAAGUCUAUUUAAAUGUAGAUGAAGAAUCAACAUUAACCUGUCAAAUCACCUUAUAGUUAUUUUGGAUGCAGACUUGAAAAGAAGUAAAGAAGAUAGGUGGUUGUUAAUUAUUUAAAGAGAGAAACCUGAUUCUAAGCCGUGUUGUUUUAUUACUGUGUGGGUCUUUUCUUAACAAUGUUGUGCCAUGUUCUCUGAUUGCGCUAAAUGUGCAAAGGUGAGGAUGCAUGUUGAAACUGUUCAUUUUGUUUUGUGUUUAUUUAAGAAAUGUGUACAAUUCAACUAUUAUAAUUGAUUAUUUUAAAAGACAAAUAAAGUGGUAUUUUUCUUAA